Molecule: messenger RNA, 1955 nt
Organism: Diospyros lotus (date-plum)
Lineage: Eukaryota; Viridiplantae; Streptophyta; Magnoliopsida; Ericales; Ebenaceae
Product: xyloglucan-specific galacturonosyltransferase 1-like
Exons: 1
Coding region: 178-1827 (549 amino acids)
Molecular function (GO): glycosyltransferase activity
Source: RefSeq, a predicted model, not a curated record
AGGAGCGCCUCUUAGAGCUACUACGUACGUGCUUCCAUGUUCAUAGGAUAGCUAGCUAGCAUUCUUUGGCAAAGGCCAAUCUGCAAAUCUUCAACUACCACCACCCUCAAUAGAAAACCAGAACCAGAUGGAGGGAGAGAUGGAGGAUCGGUCAAAGCUUUCCAGGCUCCAGAAACAAUGGCUGUUUCUGUGUCCAAGAAGAAAUCUAGGCUACCCAGAAGAUCAGAACCCAGAGAAGUGGUCUUUUUGCACUCGAUCCUGGUCAAGUUGCUGCACCGACUGCCGUCCUUGCUGCUUCUGCUGAUCCUGCUCUUCCUCUGGUCCUCCUCCGCCACCAUCAUUUCCAGCAACAUAGUUCAUCUCUGCGUGUCCUCUCGCAAGGUUGGCAACCUCUACUGCCUCUCGGCAGGCACCCAACCCAACCUCGAAAUCCCAAUUCCUCCCGUCAAAAACACUUCUGCCGAUCCCCAGAUAACCAGUACCGCUCGUAUCAAGCAGGUUGUCGAAGAUCCUGUGCUCGAACAACCUGUCGAUCAUUUGGUCGAAAAAGGCGUUUCCAAAGACACGGAUGAAGGGGGGCUGGCCGAUGCUGUUAAGAUCGUGGAAGAACAGCUGAAAUUACACCGGUCCUGGGCAUCGAAUUCCAACCAGGCUCCGGCUACUACCACCUGCACCGGCGGGCGAGGAAUAUACGUGUAUGAACUGCCGCCAAAGUUCAACAAAGAUUUGAUGAGCCAAUGCAGUGACAUGAUUCCAUGGUCUGAUUUGUGCAAAUUUCUGAGCAAUCAGGCACUGGGGGAGCCGAUCCCCGAGCUGGGCAAAGGAUGGUAUCAGACUCAUCAGUACUCUCUGGAGCCAAUCUUCCACUCAAGGGUUCUGAAGCAUCCAUGUAGAGUGUACAAUGAAGAUGAAGCCAAGCUCUUCUACGUGCCUUAUUAUGGAGGAUUAGACAUCCUGAGAUGGCAUUUCAAGAAUGUUUCUGAUGAAGUUAAGGAUGGUUUGGGAUUAGACCUUGUCAAGUGGCUGGAAUCACAGAGGCCAUGGACUAGGAAUUCUGGAAAAGACCAUGUUCUUGUUCUGGGAAAAAUUUCCUGGGAUUUCAGGAGAGUUUCCGCUUCUUCUUGGGGCUCUAGAUUGCUAGAGCUCCAGCAAAUGCAGAACCCAAUCAAGCUCUUGAUUGAGAGAAAUCCAUGGCAUGUCAAUGAGAUUGGAAUUCCUCAUCCAACUCAUUUCCACCCCCGCUCCGACGCCGAUCUCCUUGCCUGGCAGCUGAGGGUCGCCCGGUCCAGCCGGCGAAGCCUCGUCAGCUUUGCCGGGGCGGCCCGGCCGGGCUCCCCUGACAGCAUAAGGUCAGUGCUCAUUAACCAGUGCACUGACAGUGAACACUGCAUGUUCCUGAAUUGCAGCCGGGGCGGGUGCGAUCAACCCGGCUCGGUGAUUGAGCUGUUCAUGGAAUCCGAAUUCUGCCUGCAGCCUCCCGGCGACAGCCCGACGAGGAAGUCGGUGUUCGACUCCCUGGUCGCCGGCUGCAUCCCUGUGCUGUUCGAUCCGUUUACGGCUUACUAUCAGUAUGCAUGGCACUUGCCGGAAGAUCAUGGAAAAUAUUCAGUGUUUGUGGGUCAAGACGAGGUGAAGGAGAUGAAGGUGAACGUUGUGGACAGGCUGAUGAAGAUUUCGGCUUUGGAGAGGGAGGCUAUGAGGAGAUUCAUAGCGUAUGAACUGUUGCCUGGUUUGGUUUAUGGAGACUCUAAUUCGGAGCUUGAGAACUUUCAGGAUGCGUUCUCCAUAGCCAUGAACAAUCUACUUGAGAGGGUUAGCAGAUUGUAAGAUUUACUAAGAUUCCUCCUUUCUUUCUUUUUGAUUUGAUAUAUAUAUAUAUAAUAUAUUUGUAUAUUGUUCUUUCUUUCAAGUGGAAAGGAUAAAAUGCUGGAAAAAUGAAAUUGAUACACAAGUUU